This is a messenger RNA of Caenorhabditis remanei, 1842 nucleotides long. RefSeq lists its product as uncharacterized. The coding region runs from base 1 to 1842 and encodes 613 amino acids. Gene Ontology annotation, molecular function: lipid binding. The transcript is spliced from 11 exons. The record is from RefSeq and is a predicted model, not a curated record. NCBI's taxonomy places the organism in Eukaryota, Metazoa, Nematoda, Chromadorea, Rhabditida, Rhabditidae.
AUGCAUUUUCAGAUAUUGAUGACGUCAUGCUUCAAUCGGCCCAUAAUAUCUCUAUUUAUACUCCUUUUCUUCUCUUUAUUCAUCAGUCUUAUCAAUUCAAUAGACAGUGACACUCAUGUGUUCCAUCCCUUACUUGCUGCACCACGAACACUUCCAGGAGUACGUGUCAGAAUAUUACCACGUGGAUUAGCGUAUUUGAAUAAUAUAGCUGCAAAUCUUCUCGCAGAUCAACUUCCUCGUCUAGUUAUCCCAGAUGUUGAACAUAUUCUCCCAAGUAAUCAGGGUAUCAUCUAUAUUUCAAGAAUCCAUUUAUCACGAUUCCGACGCGCUGAACAUCAUCAGCUGAAUUCGACGGCACCAAAUAAGAUCUCAUGGACCAUGCAGAAUAUGGAUAUUGGACUUCUUGGAGACUUGAGUGGAUCAGUUAAUAUUGUAGUUCCACUUAAUUUGACAGGACAGGUGGAAAUCCUGGCACAAGGACUUACUUUCCAUUUGGAAUCGUCGAUAGAGAAAGGAAUAAACGGUUCAGCCAAAGUGACGUCACUCUCUUGCCUCGCCACAAUCCGAGAUGUAACAGUCACAAAUCACAACGGAGGACUCUUUGGAUUAGCAGUGUCUGUAUUCAAACAAGGAGUCUCUGAUAAUGUUCGACACAUGCUUCAAUCGAUUAUUUGCAAGAAAGUCAGGAAAUAUAUAGAUGAAGAUGCGAAUGAGAAGUUGGCAGAGGCACAGACUUCCAGUAAAUUGGGAGAUGCUCUUGAGACGAAUGCAUUGAAAAUGAUAUCAGUUGGAGGGGAUGAAAAGUCUAGAAUUGAUAUUGCAAGUAUUUUUGAUUCGUCGUUGGCAUCCAAGUUCUUCAUUGACUUCAGACUAAAAGAGCAUCCAAUUUGCAAUGAAAACACAGUGGAUCUUGCCUCUUGGGGAGAGAUUUCAUACAUGGGACAAGGUGACACUCCAUUCGGACCAAUCGACUCUUCAUGGCCUGGAAAAUCUCCGUUCAAAACGAAUGUGGUCGAUUCAGUGACAAGUAAAGACUCGAUGAUUGAGUUGGUUGUGUCGGAUUUCCUUCCGAAUUCGCUCCUUUAUCAUGCUUAUGUACAGAGAUUCAUAAAAGUGUUGCUCACUCCAAGAACCAAAGGUGUCGCCUCAUUUCUCCGAACAACUUGUGAAGGCUCUUUUUGUAUUUCUGAUUUGGCUCCACAACUCGCUGAGCAGUACCCAAAUUCAACUGUUGAGUUGGCAAUGAGUGCCACGAGAGCACCUGCAGUUCUGUUUAGUGAGAAGAAUGGAGGUACCAUCUCCGUGUCAAUGGGUGGUUUGGUAGUUGUAUUCGCUGUGAAUGGAAAUCAUCGUCGUCAAGUUAUUGUAGUAGAUCUGGAUGUAGUUGCUGAUGCGAAGUUGUCUAUUCAGGGUCACAACGUGAGUGGAUCUGUGGAACUUCGGAAAUUCGAACUGAAGCGGAGAACUGGAACAGUGGAUAUUUCUGAUGCUGAAAUUGAUGACAUUGCUCUUCUCGUUAGUCAGUUGUCGGAAAAUCUGCUGAAUGGAUUACUGGUCAAUGGAAUGCCAAUUCCACUUCCUCAUGUCCUCCGAAUCAAAGACAGUCACAUCAAUGUACUGAGUCGUCGAAUGCAUAUUCAAGUUGACGUAGAUGUAGACGAGAGAAGAUUAUCCAAACUUGCAUCUCAGACAUUCUUCAAAACCCCGCAGUUUUCCGAUGUGAACUUCAGUCCACUCCGUCGAAUGGUUCGUCCAGUUCCGUUCCUCGAAGGCCGUCAACAUCUUCAACAAUUCAAUUUCAACAAUUGGUCAACUGACAAUACGAGGAGAAUAUUCAGAUGA